Molecule: messenger RNA, 864 nt
Organism: Catharus ustulatus (Swainson's thrush)
Lineage: Eukaryota; Metazoa; Chordata; Aves; Passeriformes; Turdidae
Gene: TSPAN32
Product: tetraspanin 32
Exons: 8
Cellular component (GO): membrane
Source: RefSeq, a predicted model, not a curated record
CUUUUCCACCCCUCCAAAGCAACACCAGACAGCAGCGGCGGGGGGGAGCAGGUUCGUUCGGGCAUCUUCUCCGUGGGUCGGCUGCUCCCGGCGCAAGGAGCGGGACCCUGCAGUCAGGUACCCCAUUGCACUUUCCACAGCCAGCAGACGACGGCUGAGCCCGGCGAGAAGAGCAGCCAGCGGGGCCCCGCCGGGGCGGAGCUGCUGGGGCUCUCCAUCGCCACGCUGAGCACAGUCACCCACUAUGAGCCCCGUUUCACCCUCAUCAGCAACAUCUCCCUGAACAGCAACGCCUACAGGGUCAUCCACCACACAGCUUUCUACUUUGGGAUCUGCCUGAGCAUGACCCUGAUCCUGGCAGCCCUGCUGAGCUCCGUCGCCACGGUGCGGGAAUCGCAGUGCCUCACAGCCAUGGGAUUUUUCUGUUUUGCUCUGGCUUUUUGUGGAUUGGUCACAGCUGCCUGCUGGAGAUACACACACAGCACGGAGGUGGAAGACAGCAUGAUGGAUGUGUAUGACUUUGUGUACGAGGAGGUGAGGAGGAACACUUCCAGCUUCAGGAGGCACGAGCUGACUACCAUUCAUAAAGCAUUCCUGUGCUGUGGGAAGCACUCUCCUUUUGGGGACACAACCCAUGUUGAGAACAAGACGUGCCCACACAGCCAAGUGAACGAUGAAGGACAGGACUGCCUGCGAGAGAUCCAGGACUUUCUGAAAAAGCACAUGGACUUUGUCUUCUCACUCCUGGGCAUCGCCAUUGGCUUCACGGUUUAUGGGAUGAUCCUAACUUCAUUCCUCUGCUUCUCCAUCCACUUCAGCAGCAACCUGUACCGGAAAGGCAAAUACACCCUCUGAGAGAGGUAG